Messenger RNA from Cuscuta campestris, 2169 nucleotides. Lineage: Eukaryota; Viridiplantae; Streptophyta; Magnoliopsida; Solanales; Convolvulaceae. The record is from the annotation of a GenBank genome assembly.
CUAACCCUACGAUCCCGGUUCAAUUUGGAUCUAUGGAUCUAAUUAGAUCAAUUUUUGCGAUCCGGAUUUAAACAUGGUGACGCAGUGUGAGCCUUGUUGGAAACAUUUUUUUUACCCCGAAUUUUGCAAAUCCCCCUACCCACACCUACAGCCCACAUUCCAUACUUGUCUGCAGGGGAGGAUCCAUAGCAUCAAUGGGUCUGCAAGUCUUCUCAGGGGAGAUGUCUUGCAGUUUGUUCCAUAGAUGUUCAUCCACUGUGAUUUCAAGGUCGUAUCUUUUAUUCAAAGGAAAGAGUCCCAGAUAUAGAUGCUCUAUGUAUUCAAGAACACUUAGGAAUUCCUCCACACGGGCAAUUUUCGGUUUCAAUGGCUUGCGUAUAUCAGAGAAACCAAAAUCGUUACAAUGCAAUUGCCUGCCAGCUGAAAGGGGCUUUGAAAGAACUUUUGAGGAUGAAAAAGGAAGAUCCUUGCAUGCUUCUACUGCUCAGCAAUUGAAGAAUGGUAAUGGAGGUGUACCUUCAAUUAAAGGGUUGACAAAUUCUCUAGAGGACGAGGCAUGGAAAUUGCUGCAGGAAUCCAUGGUGUUUUAUUGUGGUAAUCCCGUAGGAACGAUUGCUGCUAAUGAUCCGAAUGAUUCGAGCAUUCUCAACUACGAUCAAGUGUUUAUUCGCGACUUUAUUCCGUCUGGGAUUGCUUUUCUGUUGAAAGGAGAGUUUGAUAUUGUACGCAACUUCCUCCUUCAUACUCUUCAGUUACAGAGUUGGGAGAAAACAAUGGAUUGUUACAGUCCAGGACAGGGGCUGAUGCCUGCGAGCUUUAAAGUGCGUACUGUUCCACUUGACAAUGACGAGAAUGCAACCGAAGAUGUGUUGGAUCCUGACUUUGGUGAAGCGGCAAUUGGUCGGGUUGCACCUGUUGAUUCUGGGUUAUGGUGGAUUAUAUUGUUGCGGGCAUAUGGAAAAUGUUCAGGAGACCUUUCUCUUGUGGAGAGGGUUGAUGUUCAAACUGGAAUGAAGAUGAUAUUGAAGCUAUGCCUUGCUGAUGGUUUUGAUAUGUUCCCAACUUUAUUGGUCACCGAUGGCUCUUGCAUGAUUGAUCGCCGCAUGGGCAUUCAUGGCCACCCUCUUGAAAUUCAGGCAUUGUUCUAUUCUGCCCUACUUUGUGCAAGGGAGAUGCUGGCUCCUGAAGAAGCUUCGGUUGACCUUCUAACAGCUCUUAACAACCGUCUCUUAGCAUUGUCAUUUCACAUCCGCGAAUAUUACUGGAUUGAUGUGAAAAAACUUAAUGAAAUCUACCGUUACAAAACAGAGGAGUACUCUUACGAAGCAAUCAACAAGUUCAACAUAUACCCAGACCAGAUUCCUCACUGGCUGGUUGAAUGGAUGCCGAGUAAAGGUGGGUAUUUGAUUGGGAACUUGCAGCCAGCUCAUAUGGACUUCCGUUUUUUCUCUCUUGGGAAUCUAUGGUCCAUUGUGAGCAGCCUUGCUACAACAGAUCAGUCUCAUGCUAUAUUGGAUCUUAUUGAAGCCAAAUGGGAUGAUUUAGUGGCUAAUAUGCCCCUCAAGAUAUGCUAUCCUGCUCUUGAAGGUCAAGAGUGGCGUAUUAUAACUGGCGGCGAUCCAAAGAACACGCCAUGGUCAUACCACAAUGCCGGCUCUUGGCCAACUUUACUUUGGCAGCUGACUGUGGCAUGCAUUAAAAUGAAGAGGCCAGAGAUCGCGGAGAACGCGAUGAAGAUCGCGGAGAAGCGCAUUUGCAGAGACAAGUGGCCUGAAUAUUAUGACACCAAACGAGGUUCGUUCAUCGGGAAACAAGCACGUCUCUUCCAAACAUGGUCUAUUGCCGGAUAUCUGGUGGCAAAGCUCCUCAUUGCCAAUCCAAACGCUGCAAAGAUGUUGAUUACCAUAGAGGAUACCGAGCUUCUUAGUGCUUUUUCAAGCAUUCUCAGUUCUAAUCCGAGGAGAAAAAGGUCCCGGAAAGCAGCCCAGAAACAGAGUUACAUAGUAUGAAUAAACGGUCAUAGCAUGAGUUCAAGCAAGCAAGCCACAUGGUUUUUUUCCCCCUUGUGUUUGGUUCCUUCACUUUAUCAUGUUAGUGAUGGAAUACAUUAUUAAUGAUAAAAUUUCUUGGAAUAUAUUGAAAGGUAACUCACCAAUACCCCUUUUGUAU